AUGGUUGCUACCGUCAAGGACAGGCUGUCUCGCGCCGUCGGUUUCGACAAAAGCCACGACGACGACGAUGACGACGACAUCCCGUCCAUCUCCAACACAGAUCUCUUCAUCGAGCACGAACCGACGGUCCGGGAGUUUCUUGCCGAGCUGACGCCCUCGGCCCGGGACGUCGGUCGCUAUGUCUACAACCUGUUUCCCUUUAUCCACUGGAUAGGCAAGUACAAUUUGACCUGGUUCGUCGGUGAUCUCAUCGCCGGCGUCACCGUCGGCGCCGUCGUCGUCCCCCAGGGAAUGGCCUACGCCCAGCUGGCCUCCCUGGACGUCGAGUACGGCCUGUACUCGUCCUUCAUGGGCGUCCUGAUCUACUGGUUCUUCGCCACCUCCAAGGACAUCACCAUCGGCCCCGUCGCCGUCAUGUCUCAGGUCACCGGCAACGUCGUCCUCAAGGCCAAGGAGACUCUCCCCGGCGUCGAGCCCCACGUCAUCGCCUCGGCCCUCGCCCUCAUGGCCGGCGCCAUCAUCCUCUUCCUAGGCCUUGCCCGCCUCGGCUGGCUGGUCGAGUUUAUCCCCCUCCCCGCCAUCUGCGCCUUCAUGACGGGCUCCGCCGUCAACAUCGCCGCCGGUCAGGUGCCCAAGCUCAUGGGCAUCACCGGCAUCAACACGCGCGAUGCCACCUACCUGGUCAUCAUCAAUACCCUCAAGGGCCUGCCCAAAACGAGCCUCGACGCCGCCCUGGGCUUGACCGCCCUCGCCAUGCUCUACCUCAUCCGCGCCGCAUGCUCCCUCAUGGCGAAGAAGCACCCGCGCCGUGCCAAGGCGUACUUCUUCCUCUCCACUCUGCGCACCGUCUUUGUCAUCCUUCUCUACACGGCCAUCAGCGCCGCCAUGAACGUCGACCACAAGUCGAAGCCGAGGGUCAGCAUCAUCAAGGACGUGCCGAGAGGCUUUCAGCACGCCGGCGUUCCCACCAUCAACACGGAAAUCAUUGGCGCCUUCGCCUCGGAGCUUCCCGCCGCCGUCAUCGUCAUGCUCAUCGAGCACAUCUCCAUCUCCAAGUCCUUUGGCCGAAUCAACAACUACGUCAUCGACCCGUCGCAGGAGCUCGUCGCCAUCGGCAUCACCAACGUCUUCGGGCCCUUCUUCGGCGCCUACCCGGCCACCGGCUCCUUCUCCCGCACCGCCAUCAAGUCCAAGGCCGGCGUGCGCACUCCCUUUGCCGGCGUCAUCACCGCCGUCGUCGUCCUGCUCGCCCUCUACGCCCUGACGGCCGUCUUCUAUUACAUCCCGAACGCGGCCCUCGCGGCCGUCAUCAUCCACGCCGUCGGCGACGUCAUCACGCCUCCCAAGGUCAUCGUUCAGUUCUGGCGCGUCUCGCCCCUCGAGGUGCCCAUCUUCAUGGCCGGCGUCCUCGUCACCAUCUUCACCACCAUCGAGAUUGGCAUCUACACCACCAUCGGCAUCUCCUUUGCCGUCCUCGUCUGGAGGCUCUUCCUCAGCCGAGGUCGCCUCCUGGGCCAGGCGCGCAUCCGCACCAUCAAGGCGACGACGGCCAACGAGUGGUCCCGGGAACGGCAGGAGGAGGCGGUGACGGAGGAGCAGGGUCUCUCGCUCCGCACCGGAUUCCUUGCUCUCGACCACGAGGACGGAUCGAACCCUCGGGUCGUCGUCCAGCGGCCCCACCCGGGCGUCUUCAUCUACCGCUUCGCCGAGGGUUUCAACUACCCCAACUCGAGCCGCUACCUGAAUCACCUGACGGACACCAUCUUCCGCGAGACGAAGCGGACGGACCCCAGCAGCCUGGGAAAGCUGGGUGAUCGACCGUGGAACGAUGCAGGCCCGCGAACGCUGAAGCUGGAUGACAUCGACCCACGGCCGACGUUGAAGGCCGUCAUCCUCGACUUCUCUUCCGUCAACAACAUUGACGUGACGGCGACGCAGGCUCUCAUUGACGUUCGGAACCAGCUGGACCGCUACGCGAGUCCCGAGACGGUCGACUGGCACUUUGCGAACAUCGAGAACCGAUGGACGAAACGAGCGCUGGCCGCCGCCGGCUUCGGUUACCGGACCCCGAAACCCUCCCCGGGCGCGCGAACGGGACGCUGGAAGCGCAUAUUCAGCAUCGCCGACCUCGGCGGCUCCGACAGCGCCGCCAACGCGGCCGCCAACGAGGAGAAGACGGCUGACGCGGCGCCGGUUCCAUACGACGUCGAGCCGGGCCCGCCAUCGGAAGGCUCGCAGCUGUCGGACAAGGACGUGCCCCAAAAUCCCGGCAGCGCGAGGCUGGUUGCCGUCCAAGGCUUGAACCGACCCUUCUUUCACUUUGACCUUCAGGAGGCCGUCGAGGCCGCGCUCUUGCACCUGGGCGAGCGCGAGGACUGA
Messenger RNA from Drechmeria coniospora, 2379 nucleotides. RefSeq names its product sulfate permease II. The coding region runs from base 1 to 2379 and encodes 792 amino acids. Lineage: Eukaryota; Fungi; Ascomycota; Sordariomycetes; Hypocreales; Ophiocordycipitaceae. Gene Ontology annotation, cellular component: membrane. Gene Ontology annotation, molecular function: secondary active sulfate transmembrane transporter activity. The record is from RefSeq and is a predicted model, not a curated record. Gene Ontology annotation, biological process: transmembrane transport. The transcript is spliced from 5 exons.